Messenger RNA from Exophiala oligosperma, 1551 nucleotides. RefSeq lists its product as uncharacterized. The transcript has 3 exons. Gene Ontology annotation, molecular function: catalytic activity. The record is from RefSeq and is a predicted model, not a curated record. Bases 49 to 1551 code for a protein of 500 amino acids. Lineage: Eukaryota; Fungi; Ascomycota; Eurotiomycetes; Chaetothyriales; Herpotrichiellaceae. Gene Ontology annotation, biological process: DNA repair.
AGUAUCAUUACCCUAUAUUCACACCACAUCCCUAAAAGCUGAGCCAUCAUGGUUUCCACACGAUCCAGAACCACGAACGACAUCAAUACCCAAAUUGCUGCCAUUGAUCAAGCGUGUGCCGCAAGACAGACCAAGCAAACGGCUAUAACGGAGUUCUUUGUCUCAGUCGUCGGCAGAUCCACUGUGGUGACACAAAACGGCACGGCAGACAAUGGCACUGUCACGGAAAGCGCUGUCAGCGUCAGCACCUCGAGCUGCAUGUUGACUACAACUCCUGGAUCAGUGGGUGCUUCAAAGAACGAUGUGGCAUUGCAAAUCAACCUGCAAAAUCAGCACACGAAUGUCACUUCAAGUUCUGAAGAGGGGCUCAAGGAAUUGUCGGUCGAAAAGAAGGGCGAGUCACCAUCGGCUCCUAAGGAGUCUUCCAAAGGUCGCGGCAAGAAGCGCCAAUCAGUCGCCAAAGUUUCGUCCUCCAAGGUUACCAAGAAGGUGAAGGUGUCAAAGACCAAGACCAUCAAGGUCAAGAAGGAGGAACUCGAUGAAGAUUUUCUUCCGAAGCAGACCGAAUUGAUUCCGAAUGAGCUGGCUCAGUGUGGACGCCGUAUGCUGCGCCCUCGACCUCGCCGUAGGAUUGAGAAGAAGGGAGUGACUGAGGCACCCAUUGUCGAUCAAGGUCAUCCGACCAAGAUCGUAGUUCUCCGCCUAGAUCCGAUGAAGUUGACGACUCUCUUCGAAGGUCUACUUGCCACCAAACGCAGCCAACCAAUCAGUACAGCAAAGACAGGCAAGGCAACCAAGAGCCGCAAGGUUCCACAAGCGACUCCCAAGAGAAAGCCUAUUUUCAGACGUCCUCGAAAUAUGCCCUACACGAACAAGUACCAGUUUGCGUUCGGCGAAGACCGACUGCCAAAGCACGCUGAGCCAACAGCAGAAAGUAUCCAACAGGUCGCCAAGAUCAUGGAACUGGAGCGCAUGGAUUUGGCAAAGUCUGGAAAGGUUGCACCAGGAUCCGCUACGCCUUUUCAUGCCGGCAAAGGCAUCAGUGUUGAGUCUGUUGUGCGCGUCAUCUUGUCGCAAGUCUGCACAAACGAAAAGGCUCUUGACAUUCAGGCAACAAUGAGACAGGCCUAUCCUUACUGGGUCAAUGGUGAGAAGUUCAUCGGCAUGUUUCCGAACUACCACAGUAUGCGGGUCCAGAGUCUGGAGAAGCUCGAAAAGGUGAUCAGAGAUGGCGGCCUGAACUUCAAAGCCAAGUCUAUCAAAGGCUGUCUCGACAUCAUCUACGCAAAGAAUGUCGCUCGAAUUCCACCUGGAGCCAUUGAAUACGCUGGAAACGAGCCCUUUGCUACAGACUUUGUGCCUGGUUUGCUGUCCAUGGACUACCUUUGGGACAUACAUCAACAAGGUGGCAAACAAGCCGUCUUUGACAAUCUUGUUCAGCUUCCACAGAUUGCUGUCAAGUCUGCGUCUUGUUUGAUGGCGUUCAACAUGGGUCUGCCGGUGUUUGCUGUCGACACACAUGUUGAGGGCAUGGCAAAGCUUCUUGGCUAG